AGCAGAAGGAGCUGGGUGGCAGGAGGAAGGCAAUAGGGCUGUUGUUGAUUGAACAAAGCCAGAGAAGGAGCGCGCAGUCCCGGAGAGAAGAGCUGCUGAGAAAUGCCUGGAAGGGAGCGUGCCAGCUACUCCUGCAGAGACCUGAAGGUGAGCAUCAGCUGAGGAUGGCAGGAGAUUCUCGAGUCCUCAUGGACCAUAACAUGGAGAUAGGAGUAACACCUGCACAGGUGAAGAAGCUACCCAAGCAUCUAAGGGAGCCUCAGAUCUCAACUGAGAGAACCCACUUGAUAUCUGACCCAGUAAAGAAGCCACGACAGCGGUACGUGCAGAAGGAUGGCAAGUGCAACGUUCAUCACGGAAAUGUGCAAGAGACCUAUCGUUACCUCAGUGACUUGUUCACUACGUUGGUGGACCUACGGUGGCGUUUUAGUUUCUUAAUUUUCACACUGGUCUAUGUCAUCAACUGGCUUUUCUUUGGGUUUCUGUGGUGGCUGAUUGCGCUCAUCCGUGGAGAUCUGGUGCAUGGAGAUGAGGAGGGCUGGACCCCCUGCGUAGAGAACCUCAACAGUUUUGUCUCAGCCUUCCUCUUCUCUAUUGAGACAGAGACCACCAUUGGUUAUGGUUACCGUGUGAUCACAGAAAAAUGCCCUGAAGGUAUUAUACUGCUUUUGGUGCAGGCCAUCUUGGGUUCCAUUGUUAAUGCCAUGAUGGUGGGCUGCAUGUUUGUUAAGAUCUCACAGCCAAAGAACCGUGCCGAGACCCUCAUGUUCUCACACAAAGCUGUCAUAUCGGUGCGAGAUAAUAAGAUGUGCCUGAUGUUUCGAGUGGGGGAUCUCAGGAACUCUCACAUUGUGGAGGCAUCAAUUCGAGCAAAGCUGAUCCGCUCGCAGCAGACCAAAGAGGGGGAGUUCAUCCCACUCAACCAGACUGACAUCAACAUUGGUUUUGACACGGGAGAUGACCGUCUUUUCCUGGUGUCACCGCUCAUCAUCUCGCACGAGAUCAAUGAGAAGAGUCCCUUCUGGGAAAUGUCUAUGGCUCAAAUGGAGAAGGAGGAGUUCGAGAUUGUGGUUAUCCUUGAGGGCAUGGUGGAGGCCACAGGAAUGACAUGCCAAGCACGGAGUUCAUACCUGGAUACCGAGGUAUUAUGGGGCUACCGCUUUACACCAGUUUUAUCCCUGGAGAAGGGCUUCUACGAGGUAGACUACAAUAACUUCCAUGAUGUCUAUGAGACCAACACCCCCACCUGCAGCGCCAAGGAGCUGGCGGCUAAGCUUCGGGAUGAGCCGCUUUUGCCUCAGCUGCCACUCCUCAGCCCUGAGCCCAAAACGCACACUUUUGACCUCUUAGACCGUCUGUCAAUGCAGGAUCCACUAAGCCAGGAUGAGGAGACGGAGGAGAGGAAUUCAGGGGGUGACAGGGGAGAGACCAAUGGCUCAGCUGCUGCUUUAGAGGAGCCGCCCCUUGCUGAUGGACUGCCUGACUGAAGGGUCACAUCAGUUUAAAAAAAAACAAAAAAAAAACAGGAAGAACUGAACUAUACAACGCUUAAUUUAAUCAAUGGCCUGCUUGUUCCCUUGCAAUUAUUGGAGACUAAAGACAUCUCUCUCCAAUUUUGACUCAUGCAAUACUCCUCCUUAGAGUGUCAAUCUAUAGUAUAGAUUGGUUUUGUAGACAAGUACACAUACAGAGACGCACAUUUACAAUAUAAAUAUAUAAACAAAUAUAUUUACUCUUAAAGGCUGGUGGUUCAGAUUGUUCUUUUAUAACUGUUACAACCUGUUAUAACUCAUCAGCUCAAGUUUUGUAUAACAGCCCAGUCUCACUGAAAAAUUCGCAACACGGAAAACUUUGUGCUCAUGAGCUUCAUUAGUUGGGAUACGAUUUAAUUUAAUCAUUUGGCUUGAUGGAUAAGUAACAAAAUAUGAUUAUCUGUUCCUCUGUCAGGAUAUUUCUGUGUCCCGUAGCACAAAAAAAAAAAAGAAAAAAACAAAAAAGAAAGAAAGAAAGAAAGAAAACAUUGAGUUUUUGUGACUAUUUCAGGUUUUACUGAGACUGGGUUGUACCGUAUAUAAACUUGAACUUGCACUGGUAGCUACAGUAUGACAGCACACCAUGGGUUUAUUACAGAUGCUCCAAUGAUCUCAUUAGGAUGUAUCCAUUCAGUUCCACUUCUAUUCAUUCUCUUCACACAAACAAAAGUUUUACCAGUCAUAAAAUUUGAUAGGAGAAGCAAUUACAACAGGAGUCAACUUUAUUUAUUCAUUUUCUCAGAAACAGCUCAACACAGUAGCAUCAGUAAAUCCUUAAGGCCCAUUUAUGCUACAUUUAUAUACAUAAAUAUGUAUGUCCGUUCCAAAUGACACUGCCUUCAUACUUUCCCUUACAUUGGCAUGGUUGUUAAGAAAUACAUCCACAACAGGGCAGUACAGAGUUCAGAUUUCACCACCAAGUUCCGAUGUUUCAGACAAAAGCAAACAUGGAGACAGUGGAUGUGAACAUGAUAACGUACUUUCUCAAGAAAAGACACAGCACAGUAGACGACAGUGGUCUAUGCGGCCAUUAAAUACAUUGCAGCUUCUUCUUCUUCUUUGCACCUUUGCACCUUUCUGUCCCGUCAGGUAUGCAUCCACAAGGGCCCCGAAAAUGGACCAAAUUACUAACAUAAAUGACACAGAAGACAGACUAAAUGCUCCAUAUCCAUCUUAAGCAUAAAGCAUAAAUGGACCUUAAUUCUUGUUUUCCCAACAUAAAUCAUACCAUGUCAUCUUUAUUACCAUUUCUUUUUUCUCCCUUGGUCAUGCACACUUAUCCUACAAUGGCUACAUGGCUAUUCUCAAGGUAGUGGAGCCUUACUAUUAUUCAUUUUGUUAAAAUGGGGAAGACACUGUUGACUUUUUCUGUCAGUGUUAUUAACUAUGUAAAAAAAUUGCUUUUACCUAGAAAGAACUAUAUAAGCUUUCUGGUUUGCAAGAAAAGAGCAAGGAAGCUCUCAGUGUCUACAGGAAACCAUAAUCCAGUUUAUUUUCUUUGUUCACACCCUUAUUCAUUGUUGCACUGUUCUAAACACAGUGAUUAUGUUUGCCUGACUUUGACACCGGCAGCCUUGACCUAAAGCCCAGUUAGUACCUCAUUUUAUACACAUUUUCAGGGUUUUAAACUACUAACUAAACUAAACUACAGGCAAAUGCUGAUACUUGCUGUAUAUGCUACUGACUUCACUCUUUUGAAAACGUCUUGGCUGAUUAAAGAGUUUGUUCUGCUUCUCACUGCAGCAACUGAAACAUUAAAUCCAAGCCCCUGAACAUGAAGCACAAUUCCCCAUGAGUGGAUUCCACAUUGACCUAACCACCCACUGAGCUACUGCUUACUUGCUGAUGCAUGUCAGUCCUAGUUAGAGAUGACAUUCAAAUAAAUAUAAAAAUUCAAAUUUGAAAUAUUUAUGCUCAGCUUCAGUUUGGAAAGAUACAAAUUUUCCUAAGGUACUAAAGAUACAUACGUAUAUAUAUAUAU
Molecule: messenger RNA, 3513 nt
Organism: Melanotaenia boesemani (Boeseman's rainbowfish)
Lineage: Eukaryota; Metazoa; Chordata; Actinopteri; Atheriniformes; Melanotaeniidae
Gene: kcnj5
Product: potassium inwardly rectifying channel subfamily J member 5
Exons: 4
Coding region: 165-1487 (440 amino acids)
Biological process (GO): potassium ion import across plasma membrane; regulation of monoatomic ion transmembrane transport
Cellular component (GO): plasma membrane
Molecular function (GO): G-protein activated inward rectifier potassium channel activity
Source: RefSeq, a predicted model, not a curated record